AUGGGUACCCACACAUGCUCACACCUGGCCCACACUCUGCCUCGCAUGCGAACUCCAGCUAAGCUCCUCCCAAGUCCUUCCUCUGAGGCAUACCUGGGCCGCUGGGUCCCAGACAGAAACGGAGAGGCCCACACAUGGCUUGGCGUCCUCCAGUCCAACCCCCACUGUCACCCCGUCAGCUGCACCCCACAGCCAAACACAGGACAGAUGCGCCCCCAGGACGUGGCCUCCAUCCCACUCCCUUCUUGCCCACACCAGAAGCCCAGAAGAGGCUACAUGCCCCUCCCAGGCCUCAACCCACAGUCAGGGCUGGCCAGAGGCUCUGCGCAGUCCCAGAGGGCCCCGGACAGGGUACUCUGCCACUGCAGACAGCAGCAGGGCCUGGCAGGAGCAGCAAGGGGCUCUGUCCCCCGCCCCCGCUGCCACUGCGGAGCCGGGAGGGCUGACUGGCCGGGACCCCCCGAGCUAGAAGUGUGUGUGGAGGAGGCCGAGGGCGAGGCACCGUGGACGUGGACUGGCCUCUGCAUCUUCGCCGCACUCUUCCUGCUCAGCGUGAGCUACAGCGCCAUCCUCACGCUCCUGAUGGCCCAGCGGUUCCCCUCAGCCCCGAGGCAGGGGAGGCCCCGGACCUCCCACGACUACGCCAACAUCCUCCAGCCUCACACCUAG
Molecule: messenger RNA, 669 nt
Organism: Sapajus apella (tufted capuchin)
Lineage: Eukaryota; Metazoa; Chordata; Mammalia; Primates; Cebidae
Exons: 3
Coding region: 1-669 (222 amino acids)
Source: RefSeq, a predicted model, not a curated record